AUGUGUGGUAACAAACGCAUUAGUCUGGAAAAGUUAAGGAGAAUCCACUGCCUCCUUUGUCAAAUUAGUAAGACUAUCAACGAAGCGUACGGCGUACAAAAUUUAGUUGAGCUGACGAGCUGUUUUGUGACCACUGUCUUUUUCACGUACUAUGUUUUUGUUAUUUUCUUGGAUGCGCACACACAGUGGGGAGCGCAUGAUCUGUACGUAGAUGUGCACAUGACUGUGGCGUGGAUCAUACCUAAUGCGUGGCGCGUGUGUAGCUUAGCCUACAGCAGCGAAAUGGUCGUACGUGAAGCGAGCUGUACUGAACAAAUGGUCGACAAACUCAUGUUGCUACCAGUGCUGGGAGACUACAGGCGCUGCAAGGAGCUUCAGGUGUUUGCCAAACAGUUGGCUCUCGGCAAUGUCAGCUAUAGUGCAGCGGGAUUGGUGACGAUGAACUUGGGAAUGCUCAAGUCCUUUAUAGCGACAGUAGCUACAUAUAUGAUCAUACUUAUUCAGUUCGCAUUGCCUAAUGCAAGUGGGCAAUAG
Molecule: messenger RNA, 534 nt
Organism: Schistocerca gregaria
Lineage: Eukaryota; Metazoa; Arthropoda; Insecta; Orthoptera; Acrididae
Product: gustatory receptor for sugar taste 43a-like
Exons: 1
Coding region: 1-534 (177 amino acids)
Biological process (GO): sensory perception of taste
Cellular component (GO): neuronal cell body; dendrite; membrane
Source: RefSeq, a predicted model, not a curated record